AUUGACAUUGAUAGUUGAUAUAUCACUUGGGUUGUUCAUGUCCUCUUUUGACCCUUCUAUCUCCUCCUUUGCUUCUUCAUCAUUGUCAAUCACUGUGUUGAAAUAGAAUUAAACCUAAACCAACAUAAAAAGACCCUUCACCAGAGGGAAAAAAUGGGGCCUCUUGGAGCUGAAGUUGCAAGGAAGAAAGCAAUGUGGCUCUAUCCAAAGGUUUUAGGAUUCAAUCCUCCGGAGAGAUGGGGGCAUUCUGCUUGCUAUUCUAAUGGGAUUGUCUAUGUAUUUGGGGGAUGUUGCGGUGGCCUGCAUUUCAGUGAUGUCCUAAUGUUAAAUCUCAACACAAUGAUCUGGGACAAGAUGGAAACAACAGGACGAGGACCUGGGCCACGAGAUAGUCACAGUGCUGUUCUUGUGGAGAAUAAGAUGAUAGUUUUUGGGGGCACAAAUGGUUUGAAGAAGGUAAAUGAUCUUCAUGUAUUGGACCUUGUUUCAAAAGAGUGGAUACAGCCAGAAUGCAAAGGCACUUCACCUUCUCCUCGUGAAAGUCACACUGCCACGCUUAUUGGUGAUGACAAAUUGCUGAUAUUUGGAGGGAGUGGAGAAGGGGAAGCAAAUUACUUGAAUGAUUUGCAUGUUUUGGACCUUAAGACUAUGCAAUGGACUUCCCCUCAGGCAAAGGGUAAUAUUCCUGUCCCUAGGGACAGUCAUAGUGCUGUUGCAAUAGAUAACAAGGUUUUUGUGUAUGGUGGGGACUGUGGUGAUCGAUAUCAUGGAGAUGUUGACAUGCUUGACAUGGAAACCUUAACUUGGUCAAGGUUACCUGUAAAAGGCUCUUCCCCAGGUGUUAGAGCAGGACAUGCUGCAGUGAACGUUGGGACGAAGGUUUAUGUGAUUGGAGGGGUUGGAGACAAACACUACUACAAUGAUGUCUGGAUCCUAGAUGUGAGUGCUUGCUCAUGGACUUGCCUAGAUAUUUCCGGCCAGCAACCUCAGGGGCGGUUUUCUCAUACUGCAGUUGUUACAGAAUCUGAUAUUGCUUUAUAUGGAGGGUGUGGGGAGGAUGAGCUUCCUCUCAAUGAGUUGCUGAUCUUGCAGCUUGGGGCAGAGCAUCCAAAUGGUCGUUACAACAUUUCCAUGUGCAAAAUUUUUGGUAACCAUUGGAUCCAAGAGAAAAGGCGACUUCAAAGAGCAGAGGAGAGUGAUUUGCAGAAAGCAGGACUUUACAGUGCUAAUGAAUUGGUAAUGGGUCGAACUCAUGAACCAGAGCUAGAAACAAGGCAAUCUUUAAAAUUCAUUUCAGAUACCCUGCAUCCAAAGAGGAGAAGAGCAGCCAUUUCAAGAGCAUGGGAAGUUGAAUCAGAACAAGAAGAGCAUUCCCUUUCUCUCUCCCAGCAUUCAUCUCCUUCGCAAUCUGAUCAAGAACAAGCCCCAGCACAGAAAGCCACAGACUCUACGGGAUCUCAAGGAUUUAAUAUAUUCAAGCAGUUCCAUCAGAAAUCAAGUGAUUCUCAGACUAUCAAUGCUGCAGCUAUCCAGAGAACUCAACAAAAUCUACAUUUUUUACGAGAAUUUCAGAACCAUUCAAAACCAGAACAUCUUCAUCCUGUUCACAAUGGCAAACAAGGAACUCAUUGCCCAAUAACCGAGCAGAAAUCCCCAGAGACAGGGCCUAUUCAAAACAUGAUUGGUUCUGAAGUAAGAGGUAAAGUAGAUGCGGCCUUUGACUCAGGUUUCCUGAUGACAGCAACCGUCAAUGGAAAGAUUUUCAGAGGAGUCUUAUUUGCACCAGGAACUGGGAUCAUCUCAAAAGGAGCAAAGGUAGCUCAGAGUCCCGCAUCAACGAGCCAGAUUGCUCCUCAACCAUUCACAAACUCAAGCUGUGCAGAACCCUUCAAGCCUUCCCACAAGCCACUGUCACUCACUAUGCCAGAAUCCAGUUACAGCUUCCAACAAGCUCAGAUGAGCAGAACCUAUCCCUUCACCAGAGCUGCCCCAUCUGCAGCAAAGGAGCCAAAGUUGAGAAGUGAUCUUCAAGGAGUGGUUUUAACACUAGGAGGACCUGGUAGUGGCCACGGUUGACAUCUGAAUUUGAGAAUCAAUAUUUGACCGUUCUUUUUUCUCUCAUGUAAAUCUUUUAUAUGUAAGUUGUAAUCCAGGGUUUAUUAGUUAUCAUCAGUUUUUCUUUGCAUCAACUAUCAGUUUAAGCCUUCCAAUUAUCUGAUCUUU
Messenger RNA from Rubroshorea leprosula, 2223 nucleotides. NCBI's taxonomy places the organism in Eukaryota, Viridiplantae, Streptophyta, Magnoliopsida, Malvales, Dipterocarpaceae. The record is from the annotation of a GenBank genome assembly.